AUGUCGGAAUCUUCUACACCUUUACGACAGUCAAGUCCGCUAGGGAUGCAUCGAAAGACCCAAGGCAAAAAGCAAACAGCUAAGGACCAGUCAAAGUCUAUGUCACCGAUGACACCACCUACGGUGGAGGCUCAGUAUGGAGGCAAUGACAAGUCUGGCGUCCUACAAGUAUUCCCGUCCGCUUGGUUGCCCUAUCUACAGCUGGUUCGUCUUUGGCCUCCAGCCGCUCUUCUGCUCAUUUUCUUUCCGCACGCGUUUGGCAUUUUGCUUGCGGCAAUAAAAUCCCAGGCACCAGCGGAGUACGUCCUGCGAACCAGCAUUACAGUUUUUGGGGGCUGCUUCUUCUUCUCCAAUGCAGCUCACACAUGGAAUGAUUUGAUCGAUGCACCCUUGGACGCCCAAGUGGAACGGACCCGCAAAAGACCCAUUCCUCGUGGUUCCAUCACACCUAAAGCAGCCAUUCUCUUCGGCGCCACACAGGUGCUAGGUGCUGUCAUCUUUCUCGCAUGCAUGCCGUUAGGACUAUGGACUUCCGGUUUAUACGCCUUACCUAACAUCAUCAGUACGACCUACUACCCGUUCGCUAAGCGGCAUACUCGGUUUCCACAGCUCGUACUCGGGUUUUGCCUCGCAUGGGGUGUGGUCAUGGGGGAGCUGGCUAUGGGAGUGCAGCCCUUGGCUUACUCCCCGGACGCAGCCGGUGUCACCGUUGACACUUCGGUCAUCUUCCUCGUAAUGGGAACUGCUUUGUGGGUCCUCAUCUAUGACACCAUCUACGCACAUCAGGAUCUUCAAGCCGAUCUGAAAGUUGGUAUCAAGAGUUUAGCAGUGCUGUUGCAAGAUCGUACCAAAGCGGUGCUGUGGCCCGUCCUGCUGCUUAUGACCGGCCUUCUGGUGGAAGCUGGCCGAGCGAGUGGGCUGGGGACAUCGUAUCACCUGUUUGCCGUUGGCGGGGCCAGUUUGUCUCUCGGUCUUAUGGUGUGGUGUGUAGAUCUGCAGGAUAGUCGGAGCUGUUGGUGGUGGUUUAGCAACGGCUUCUGGUGGACUGGAGGGACUAUCAUGAUCGGGCUGCUGGUGGAAUAUUCCAUACAGGUAAGAUUUUAG
Molecule: messenger RNA, 1104 nt
Organism: Aspergillus welwitschiae
Lineage: Eukaryota; Fungi; Ascomycota; Eurotiomycetes; Eurotiales; Aspergillaceae
Product: 4-hydroxybenzoate octaprenyltransferase
Exons: 1
Coding region: 1-1104 (367 amino acids)
Biological process (GO): ubiquinone biosynthetic process
Cellular component (GO): mitochondrial inner membrane
Molecular function (GO): 4-hydroxybenzoate polyprenyltransferase activity
Source: RefSeq, a predicted model, not a curated record